This is a messenger RNA of Botrytis deweyae, 576 nucleotides long. RefSeq lists its product as uncharacterized. The transcript is spliced from 5 exons. Bases 1 to 576 code for a protein of 191 amino acids. NCBI's taxonomy places the organism in Eukaryota, Fungi, Ascomycota, Leotiomycetes, Helotiales, Sclerotiniaceae. The record is from RefSeq and is a predicted model, not a curated record. Gene Ontology annotation, molecular function: structural constituent of ribosome; rRNA binding. Gene Ontology annotation, cellular component: cytosolic small ribosomal subunit. Gene Ontology annotation, biological process: positive regulation of translational fidelity; translation.
AUGGCCCCACGUUCAUACUCCAAGACCUACAAGGUCCCACGUCGUCCCUUCGAGAGUGCUCGUUUGGACUCCGAAUUGAAGAUUGUCGGAGAGUAUGGUCUCCGCAACAAGCGUGAGGUCUGGCGUGUCCAGUUGACUCUCUCCAAGAUUCGUCGUGCUGCCCGUCAAUUGCUCACCCUUGACGAGAAGGACCCAAAGAGACUUUUCGAAGGUAACGCCCUCAUUCGUCGUCUUGUCCGUGUCGGCGUCCUCGACGAGUCCCGCAUGAAGCUCGAUUACGUUUUGGCCUUGAAGAUCGAGGAUUUCAUGGAGCGUCGUCUUCAAACCUGUGUCUACAAGCUCGGUCUUGCCAAGUCCAUCCAUCACGCUCGUGUCCUCAUCCGCCAAAGACACAUCCGUGUUGGUAAGCAAAUUGUCAACGUUCCAUCCUUCGUUGUCCGUCUCGACUCCCAAAAGCACAUCGACUUCGCAUUGAGCUCGCCAUUCGGAGGUGGACGCCCAGGUCGUGUCCGCAGAAAGAAGGCCAAGGCUUCCGAGAAGAAGGAUGAUGAUGCCGAGGAAGAGGAUGAGGAAUAG